Lagopus leucura (white-tailed ptarmigan) is the source of this 325-nucleotide messenger RNA. Its product is annotated as NEDD8-like. Gene Ontology annotation, molecular function: protein tag activity; ubiquitin protein ligase binding. The transcript has 2 exons. Lineage: Eukaryota; Metazoa; Chordata; Aves; Galliformes; Phasianidae. The annotation marks the transcript as partial. Gene Ontology annotation, cellular component: cytoplasm; nucleus. The record is from RefSeq and is a predicted model, not a curated record. Gene Ontology annotation, biological process: modification-dependent protein catabolic process; protein neddylation; regulation of proteolysis.
UGCCGUGCGCAGGUGGAGCGCAUCAAGGAGCGCGUGGAGGAGAAGGAAGGGAUCCCGCCCCAGCAGCAGCGGCUCAUCUACAGCGGGAAGCAGAUGAACGACGAGAAGACGGCGGCCGACUACAAGAUCCAGGGCGGCUCCGUGCUGCACCUGGUGCUAGCCCUUCGAGGGGGCGGGGCCAGGCGGGGCGAGGGGCGGGGCUAACGGCAGGCCCCGCCCUCCGCCCGCGUCGACGACCCCGCCCAUACUGACGCCCUCUUCCACCCUUUUCCAAGUCCCCAUGUUUGCAUGUACCCCAACGAAUUAAAGCGUCUGUGUGAUGUCA